Molecule: messenger RNA, 198 nt
Organism: Plasmopara halstedii
Lineage: Eukaryota; Oomycota; Peronosporomycetes; Peronosporales; Peronosporaceae
Exons: 2
Coding region: 1-198 (65 amino acids)
Source: RefSeq, a predicted model, not a curated record
AUGUUGAGCUUUCUGAUUCUGCCGCAACGUCAUGAGGCAAGACAAAGCCAAGAUCAGCUUCAAGUGAUGACAUCCGAAUCAGAAAUAUCUUUGCAAGUGUACACAGAUUCUGCCAACGGAGCAAUAUAUUCGCAUGAGUUGCGCAUUCACUUGGUGAAUAAAAGCAGACAAGAGGCUGAGAAGCUUCUAUCGCAUUGA